Danio aesculapii is the source of this 3256-nucleotide messenger RNA. RefSeq names its product patatin-like phospholipase domain containing 8 (gene pnpla8). The record is from RefSeq and is a predicted model, not a curated record. The transcript has 10 exons. The coding region runs from base 249 to 2339 and encodes 696 amino acids. Gene Ontology annotation, biological process: arachidonate metabolic process. NCBI's taxonomy places the organism in Eukaryota, Metazoa, Chordata, Actinopteri, Cypriniformes, Danionidae. Gene Ontology annotation, cellular component: membrane.
UUCCUGUCAAAUCUUCCAUUCGGGAUUGACACAGCUCUCCGCUUUCAGUUAUUCCUGAACGAAAUGACAGCGAAUAAUAAGGAAUGGACGGAUCCCCUUUAAUAUGAGAAGAUUUCCCACCUCAUAUUAAAGCACAUUUAUCAAGCAGACGUGAAAUGGCUACAACACUGAUCUGCAGGGCUCAUCUGCUCUAAUGCCAAAUCCAAACUUAAGGAAUAUCCCAGAAUUCUCUGUAAUAACCCCACCGCAUGUCGCGCAUCAGGAGCACACUGGACACCGUUACCAAAGCCGUGACCGGGACGGUGAACACAGAUCUCCUUUCCAAAAUCACACGCCUCAAACCAGGUAAAGCUUUAGAGGUCAAGGUGGAAUGUCCCGAAGCCGAGGGCGGAGCGGUCAUGACUGUGGCUGCAGCUGAGCCACAAACAGACAAAGAGGGUAAAAAAGACAUGGAAGAUCCCCCCAAAUCUGGAAAUGCAUCCAGCACUGGUGCAAAGCAAACACUACAGCGCUUCCAACCCACUGCGUUCACAACCAACAUGGAUGAAACGUACAAUCACCUGGCUGAACAUGUCAAUACUUACUUUGGAAGUGAUGACAAACGUUUGGACAAAGGAGAUACAGCCCCUUCAACAUCUCAAAUCCAACCUCCCCCCAAAGUAAGUAAAGAUCAUAUUAUGGCAGCGCCAGUGUCCCAUAAAUCUACACCUGAAAGCAAUCCUGCUGUUGAUAAAAACAGCUCCGUCCCACAAGCACCGUCCAUUCCUGCUCAGGACGAGGGGGUUUCGUCUGUUCCCAUUUUACCGAGAAAAGGCAUCAGUCAUUAUCUGUCGUACCCUAGGCCCAGCGUUCAGGCUUUUGUUGGGAACUAUAUCGCGCCUCUGGUACCGAAGUUCAGGGCAGACACAAAAAGUGGCGCAGCGGAGAAGGACAAACCCUCUGGAUCUGAACUGGAUGUGUCUCAGGAUGUAAAGAAAGCAGAGAGCAAGGAGCAGAAAGAGGCUGAGGAGAAAGCACAGAGACUGUUGUCUCAGAGGGAGAAGAUUAUAGCACGUGUUAGUGUGGAUAACCGGACGAGAGCGCUGGUCAAGAGUCUCCAACGGGUCACCGAUGUGAAGAUCACCAUCAGUCGAGUGGAGGAGCUGAGCUUCCACCUGCUGGAGUUUCCAGAGACCAGAGGAGUCGCCGUCACUGAGAAAGUCGUCCCGUGUCUGUUGCGUCUGAGGCAGGCGAGAGAUGUCAGUCUGCAGGCGGCGGUGAGACAGGCUCUGGCUCUGGUGGGAUACAUUGAUCCGGUCAAAGGCAGAGGGAUCCGUGUGCUCUCCAUUGAUGGAGGAGGAACCAGGGGUUUGGUUGCAUUACAGGCUUUGCACAGGCUGGAGAGUUUGACCGGGAAGCCUAUUUACCAACUGUUUGACUACAUAUGUGGAGUUAGCACAGGGGCCAUUUUGGCUUUUAUGCUGGGUGUGUUCCAGAUCCCCCUAAAUGAGUGUGAGGAACUCUAUCGAAAGUUAGGAUCUGAUGUCUUCAAGCAGAAUUUGAUAGUGGGCACAGUAAAAAUGGGCUGGAGUCACGCAUACUAUGACAGCCAGAUGUGGGAGGAGAUCCUCAAAGAAAAAAUGGGACAUGGACUUAUGGUUGAGACCUCCAAGAACCCAAACUGCCCCAAGGUGUCAGCAGUGAGCACGGUUGUGAACAGAGGGCUGCCACUGAAAGCUUAUGUCUUCAGGAAUUACAACUUCCUACCUGGGGUUCGUUCGCACUACUUGGGCAGCUGUCAGCAUAAAAUGUGGCAGGCCAUUCGAGCAUCGUCCGCCGCUCCAGGAUACUUCCAAGAAUUUGUGCUAGGAAAUGACCUCCACCAGGACGGUGGUCUCUUGAUCAAUAACCCUACAGCUCUGGCCAUCCAUGAGAGCAAGUGUUUGUGGCCGAACACACCGGUGCAGUGUGUGGUGUCUCUGGGCACAGGUCGAUAUGAAACCGCUACCAAGACCAGCGCAAGCACUUAUACCAGCCUGAAGACCAAACUAACCAACGUCAUCAGCAGCGCCACAGACACCGAAGAGGUCCACACAAUGCUGGACGCCCUCCUCCCCCCAAACACCUACUUUCGUUUUAACCCUUACAUGAGCGAGGACGUCCCGUUAGACGAGAACAGACAAGAGAGGCUGGACUACCUGCAGGCCGAGGGGCGCCGUUACCUGGAGCGCAAUGAGAAUAAGCUAAAGAAAGUGGCUAGUGUCCUCACGCAGGAAAAAGGUAUCGUACAGAAGCUCGCAGAAUGGGUACAACUCAAAGCUGAUAUGUACGACGGCCUUCCCUUUCGCUCCAAACUCUAAAACCCACACUCUAAACCAAACUAGCACAACCACUGAUGUUUUCCGAGUAGUGUAAAAACAUUGCAAACUGUGGACUGCAGUGGAAUGAAGUGUUACCGUGCCAUUUGAUAACUCAAAAUAGGGGAUCAAGUCUGUUGCCUCAUAUUGACGAGCACAUUAGAAGGUUGAAAUGGUUCAUCAGGUUUGAUUUAUAUAUACAUACAUAAAUAUAUAUUCACCUUGUGGAUCUUAUUUGAAAUGAAGAGCCUUGCAAGCAUGAAAUGUUAGUGGCAAUGCUAACUAGCUAACACUUGAGUUUGCCGUUUGUUUGUUCCUACUAAUGUCAUUUUGAGUCUGAAAUGGUAUAAAAUUGCUGUUGUGUAGUGUUUUCACUUUUAAAAAAAAGUUUCAAGACAAUAGUGCGAGUAGUUGACUGAACUAAAACUAUUAUAGUUAGCAUGAGGUGCUAUUAGAUGCGCAGACUGAAGUGUGUGUAAAUAAUGUCCAAUCAAACGCAAACUGAUGUUCAUAAUUGUCAACAUUUAUUUAUAUCAAACCUCAAAGGGAACCAACGGCACUGACGUUUAAAAGAUUUUGCACAAGAAAGCACUAACUGCAGUUGUUUCUUUAUUUAGCAUUGAUUACUGUGGAAAUGCUAAUCAGCUAAUCCUCAAUUUUGGAUAUUAUGUUUGAAAGCCUGAGCUGUAUUUCAGUAUACAUUUUCAUUUGCUCCUAUGCGCACUUGACAGGAAAAUAUUUUAGUUAAUUUAUUGGUUCUGUUCGGAUUGAGCGUGAUUUACUGUAAAGUACUAUUAAUCCUUGCUAUGAGUGAGAUUAUGACGGUGUUGUAAAUUCAGUUUUAACUGCAAAUGCCAUUUUCCUAAUAACACCUUAAAGUUGUGAUUGUGAGGAAAAAUAAAUGAUUUUAAAUCUCAAAA